Messenger RNA from Hyalella azteca, 276 nucleotides. RefSeq lists its product as uncharacterized. The record is from RefSeq and is a predicted model, not a curated record. The annotation marks the transcript as partial. Lineage: Eukaryota; Metazoa; Arthropoda; Malacostraca; Amphipoda; Hyalellidae. The transcript has 2 exons.
AGCACCGCAGCACGGCAGCACCACAACACGACAGCACCACAGCACGGCAGCACCACAACACGGCAGCACCACACCACAUCAGUACCACGCCACAUCACACGGCAGCACCACAGCACGGCAGCAACACAGCACGGCAGCGCCACAGCACGGCAGCACCGCAGCACGGCAGCACCACAACACGGCAGCACCACACCACGGCAGUACCACACCACGGCAGUACCACAGCACGACAGCACCGCAGCACCACAGCACGGCAGCACCACAGCACGGCAAUAG